CACGAAUGUAUAUAUACUGCGGCCUCGGGGGACUAAGACCAUCCGAUCAAAAUGGGUCUACCGCUAGCUGCGAGGAUUAUCUUUGUGGUGAUUGUCUUUCUGGGCGAUGGACGAGGUGGGCACCGUCCUUCCCUGGCGGCAGCAUCCUGCGUGUCGGCAGACGGGUCAGGCUGUCGUCAGCCUGGCGAGGUCAUCAGCUUCACGUGCCGCAGCAUCGGGACCUUCCCAGACCCGUACGACUGCCAAAAGUUCUACGUCUGUGACGCGGUGAACGGAAAGUCUGCAGCUGGUUCGUGCACAGGCAGUUCGGCCUAUAAUCCUCUCACGUCAGACUGCAGCUUGACAACUUCGCACCGCGUGUGUACAGAAGGACCCAUCCCUACCUGUAGUCAGGUGGGGCAGAUGGGCAUAGUACAGGAAAACGCAGCCGUCUACUACGUCUGUCUGCGGAAGGGAGGCAAGAUUGUUCCAGACAUGUUCAGAUGUCCGGGCAGCAUGACGUUUGACCUCACUGUUUCUGGGUAA
Messenger RNA from Schistocerca nitens (vagrant locust), 525 nucleotides. RefSeq lists its product as uncharacterized. NCBI's taxonomy places the organism in Eukaryota, Metazoa, Arthropoda, Insecta, Orthoptera, Acrididae. The record is from RefSeq and is a predicted model, not a curated record. Gene Ontology annotation, cellular component: extracellular region. Gene Ontology annotation, molecular function: chitin binding. The transcript has 3 exons. The coding region runs from base 52 to 525 and encodes 157 amino acids.